This is a messenger RNA of Silurus meridionalis, 3471 nucleotides long. It is a transcript of the gene mybpc2b, whose product is annotated as myosin binding protein Cb. The record is from RefSeq and is a predicted model, not a curated record. Bases 67 to 3438 code for a protein of 1123 amino acids. The transcript has 29 exons. Lineage: Eukaryota; Metazoa; Chordata; Actinopteri; Siluriformes; Siluridae. Gene Ontology annotation, molecular function: protein binding.
AGGAAUAAAAAGGAAAAAGUUCUCAGACUGCUGCAGACGAGUGAGAGAAUCAGAUCAGCCGUCACCAUGCCCGCGCCCAAGGCUAAAGAAAAACCUGCUGCGAAGCCUGUAGAAAAGCCAGCUCCUGUAGAGCAGAGAGCUCAAGAAGGUGAACCUGAUGAGAUGACUGAGCUGACUGGACUGUUUCUAGAGAAGCCAACCGAUGCAGUCGUCAUUACAGGGUCAGAUGCAGUGUUUAUAGCUAAGGUGGAUUCCUCCACUAUGACCAGAAAACCGACAAUUAAGUGGUUGAAGGGGAAGUGGCUUGAUCUCAGCAGCAAAGCAGGAAAACACAUGCAGUUUAAAGAGACUUAUGACAGGAACACCAAGGUGUAUACCUAUGAGAUGAAGUUAGUGAAAGUGAAGCCAACGCAUGCAGGAAGUUACAGGUGUGAAGUGACAGCGAAAGAUAAAGGUGACAGCUGCAACUUUCAAAUCUCUGUGGAAGCUGCUGAUCAAGAUCAAUCUCAGGACAUUCUGUCUGCUUUCAAACGAGCUGAUGCGGGUGAAGAUGAAGGAGAGUUGGAUUUCAGUGCUCUGCUCAAAGCAACAAAAAAGCCUAAGAAGACCCAGCCAGAGAUUGAUGAGAAUGAGAUCUGGGAGAUGCUUAAGAAUGCUCAGCCGAGUGAAUAUGAGAAAAUUGCAUUUCAAUAUGGAAUCACAGACCUGAGAGGACUGCUGAAACGUCUAAAGAAGAUGAAACCCGUGCAGCAGAAACAUUGUGAAGCGUUUCUGAAGCGUUUGGAGGAGUGGUACUCUGUAAUGAAGGGGAAGAAGGUUGUUCUUCGUGUGGAGGUCGCAGAUCCCAAUGCUGAGGUCAAAUGGCUUCGAAAUGGCCAGGAGAUCAAACCUUCAGCCAAGUACAUUAUGGAGGCCAAUGGGAAUGUCCGCACUCUUACCAUAAAUAAGUGCACCCUGGCUGAUGAUGCAGCUUACGAAUGUGUGAUUGGAGAAGAUAAGUGUUUCACUGAGAUCUAUGUCAAAGAGCCACCAGUUACAAUCACAAAGCUGCUGGAUGACUAUCAGGUGGUGGUUGGAGAGAGGGUGGAGUUCGAAGUUGAGGUUUCAGAGGAAGGAGCACAAGUCAUCUGGUGCUAUGAGGAGCAGGAGUUGAGCCGUGAUGAUAAGAGUGUGCACUAUCGCUUUAAGAAGGAUGGGACUCGCCAUACGCUCAUCAUCCAGGAGGCAACGCUGGAGGAUACGGGAAUGUACCAUGCUUACACCACUGGAGGGCACACUAAAGGAGAGCUCAUUGUGGAGGAGAAGGAGUUGGAGAUCCUACAAAGUAUAGCUGAUCUCACAGUGAAGUCUGCAGAACAGGCCAUGUUUAAGUGUGAGGUCUCCGAUGAGAAAGUGACAGGAAAGUGGUUAAAAGAUGGAGCUGAAGUUGUGCCAAGUGAACGCAUCAAAAUCACACAUGUUGGCCGGAUCCACCGUCUCAUUAUAGAUGAUGUGAAGCCCAGUGAUGCUGGGGAUUAUACGUUUAUUCCUGAUGGAUAUGCUCUGUCCAUCUCAGCCAAACUCAACUUCCUGGAGAUCAAGAUUGACUACGUACCAAGGCAAGAUCCUCCUAAGAUCCACCUUGAUGUGUCGGGUAAUGUGGUUUCUCAGAACACGAUCAUCGUUGUCGCUGGCAACAAACUCCGCCUUGACGUGGAGAUCACAGGAGAACCGGCCCCUACUGUGUGCUGGAAGAAGGGAGACGAUCAAAUCUCAGCGACAGAAGGGCGGAUCCGAGUGGAGAGUAGAACUGGUCUGAGCUCGUUUGUCAUUGAAGGGGCGGAGCGAGACGAUGAAGGAAACUACAGCAUCACUGUGACAAAUCCAGUAGGAGAAGAUAAAGCCAAUCUGUUCGUCAAAAUAGUGGAUGUUCCUGAUCCUCCAGAGCAUGUGAAGUGUAUAGCAGUAGGAGAGGACUGUGCCUCUAUAAUCUGGGAGCCUCCUAAAUUUGAUGGAGGAGCUCCACUUAAGGGCUAUCUAAUGGAGAGGAAGAAGAAAGGAUCAUCUCGAUGGACGAAGCUGAACUUUGAUGUGUUUGAGGGCACAAAGUAUGAAGCGAAGAGAAUGAUUGAGGGAAUUCUGUAUGAGAUGAGAGUUUAUGCUGUUAAUGGUAUCGGCGUCUCAGCACCAAGUCUCAACUCCAAACCAUUCAUGCCAAUUGCCCCCACUAGUGAGCCGAAAAAGUUAACAGUGGAGGAUGUGACUGAUACCACCUGCUCUCUGAAGUGGUUAGCUCCAGAAAGAAUUGGUGCUGGUGGUUUGGAUGGAUAUGUCAUUGAGUUCUGCAAAGAGGGAGAUACUGAGUGGCAGGUGGCAAACACUGAACUGGUGGAGCGUCAAAACUAUGUGGUGAGGAAUUUGCCAACAGGAGAGAAGAUGAAUUUCCGUGUUGUAGCGGUGAACAUUGCAGGCCAAAGCCCUCCUGCUGUCCUCGCCCAGCCGGUCACCGUCAGGGAGAUCAUGGAGCAUCCUAAAAUCCGCCUUCCUCGCAAUCUGAGAACCAAAUAUAUCAAAAGAGUUGGAGAGACCAUCAACCUGGUUAUUCCCUUCCAGGGUAAACCUCGACCUGUGGCCACGUGGUUAAAGGAUGGAGAACCAAUAGAUGCAAAGAAAGUUGGAGUCAGAAACUCAAAUGUUGACUCAGUGCUGUUUAUUCGCUCAGCAGAAAGAGAACAUUCUGGAAAAUAUACACUAGUCCUGCAAAUCGAGGGCAUGGAGGACCGUGCCACCCUCGACAUCCGCAUUGUGGAUAAACCAGGACCACCUACAGCUGUGAAAGUGACAGAUGUUUGGGGAUUUAAUGCAGCACUGGAGUGGAAGCCACCUAAAGAUGAUGGAAACUGUGAGAUCACCGGGUACACCAUCCAGAAAGCUGACAUGAAAACCAAGGAGUGGUUCACGGUGUAUGAACACAACCGUCGCACUAACUGCACAGUGUCUGACCUGGUGAUGGGGAACCAGUUCAUGUUCCGUGUGUUCAGUGAGAACCUCUGUGGCCUGAGUGAGGACCCCUGUGUGAGCAAGGACACAGCCACCAUCCCCAAGACCGGUCUAGAGUUGAAGUAUACCCCAUAUAAAGAAAAAGACAUGACCAUUGCUCCAAAAUUUACAACCCCGUUGAUGAGCAGAUGUGUGGUUACGGGUUACAGUACUGCUAUCAGCUGCUCUGUGAAAGGAUUUCCAAAGCCUAAGAUCAUCUGGAUGAAGAAUAGGAUGAUUAUAGGUGAUGACCCGAAGUAUCUGAUGCAGAACAAUCAGGGAGUUUUAACACUGAACAUCCGGAAAAUGAGCAACUUCGAUGGAGGAAAAUACUCGUGCAUGGCUGUUAAUGAGCAUGGGCAAGAUGAGGUGGAGUGUACUAUUCAGGUUCGAGCUGUCACUGCCGAAAAAAAAGACUAAAGAUGGGUUGAUGAAAAAAUAUCAAUUUAUUUU